ACUCUCUUAUCCAUCAUCCCUCCACCCCUGGGGCAAAGUCACAGGAGGAGGGACCUCUCACCCAAGGCACUGGGGAAACAUCCCCCGGGCACCCCAGAGCAGCCAUGCACCUCCCACAGUGGACUGCAGCCUGGGUGCUCCUGCUCCACGGCUGUGCUGCAGGCCAGCCACCACAGGCUGUCUCCACCAGGACUGAUGUCCGGAACUGCUCUGCAGACCCACCGUACCUGCCAUCCACUGCCACCAACACCACAGCAAGGCUCGCUGCUCUGCGGGGCACCAUGCGAGCCCACGGUGUCCAUGCCUACAUCGUGCCCUCCACGGACGCCCACAUGAGUGAGUACAUUGCGGAGCGGGAUUCCCGGCUGGGCUGGCUGACCGGCUUCACGGGCUCUGCAGGCACCGGUGUGGUCACACAGGACAAGGCUGCCCUCUGGACCGACAGCCGCUACUGGACCCAGGCAGAGAGGCAGCUGGACUGCAACUGGGAGUUGCAGAGGACAACAUGGAUCGAGUCCAUAGGACAGUGGAUCAUGGAGGCGGUUCCUGUUGGGGGGAAUAUCAGCUUGGACCCCUUCCUCUUCUCCAUCGACACCUGGAACAGCUACAGCCAAGCUCUGCAUGGCUCUGGCAGGACUCUGCUGCCCAUCGAGACCAACCUUGUGGAUCAAGCGUGGGGUGACCAGAGACCCCCUCCACCCUCCGGUGAGAUCUACAGCCUCCCGGCAGCAUUCACAGGGAGCAGCUGGCAGGAGAAGGUGGCUGGGAUCCGGCAGCAGAUGGAGCAGCACGUUCGACGGCCCACGGCUGUGCUGCUGUCAGGGCUGGAGGAGACAGCCUGGCUCUUCAACCUCCGUGGAGAUGACAUCCCCUACACUCCUGUAUUCUACGCCUACACCCUGCUGACCAACACCAGCAUAAGCCUGUUUGUGGAUAAGCUGCGGCUGACGGCUGCGGCACAGCUGUCCCUGCGGGCAGACUGCCCGGGGCCGCUGUGCGUGGAGCUGCAGGACUACAGCCAGGCACUUGUCCACCUCCGCCUCUAUGCCCACGGUAAUGUCACCAUCUGGCUGGGCACCCAGUACACUUCCUACGGCCUCUACAGUGUCAUCCCCCAGGAGAAGCUGCUGGAGGACAGCUACUCCCCCGUCAUGCUGGCCAAGGCUGUGAAAAAUGUCAAGGAACAGGAGAUGCUGCGAGCCGCUCACGUUCGGGACGCGGUGGCUGUCAUCCAGCACCUGCUGUGGCUGGAGAAGAUGGUCCCUCAGGGGCAGGUGGACGAGUUUUCGGGGGCACAGCACAUCGACAUGCUCCGCCAGGCCCAGGAGCACAGCCACGGGCCCAGCUUCCAGUCCAUCUCUGCCAGCGGGCUCAACGCAGCGCUGGCCCACUACAGCCCCUCCAACGGGAGCAGCCAGAAGCUGUCUGUGGAUGAGAUGUACCUUUUGGACAGUGGAGGGCAAUAUCUCGAUGGGACAACAGACAUCACACGGACUGUGCACUGGGGCGUGCCCACCCCACUCCAGAAGGAAGCCUAUACCCGUGUGCUGAUGGGCAACAUUGACCUGUCCCGCCUCGUCUUCCCAUCCAACACGGCAGGGAAAGCGGUGGAGUCCUUUGCCCGCCGGGCGCUCUGGGACGUGGGACUCAACUAUGGCCACGGGACUGGCCAUGGCAUCGGCAACUUCCUCUCAGUCCACGAGUGGCCCGUGGGCUUCCAGUCCAACAACGUGCCGCUGACAGCUGGCAUGUUCACCUCCAUUGAGCCCGGCUACUACCAGGAUGGCGAGUUUGGGAUCCGCAUUGAGGAUGUUGCCCUUGUGGUGGAGGCUCAGACCAAGCACCAGAGCGGCGAGAAGCCCUUCCUGACCUUCGAGGUGGUAUCGCUGGUGCCCUAUGACCGCAACCUCAUUGACCUCAGCCUCCUGUCACCGGAGCAGAUCAGGUACCUGAACACCUACUAUGAGACCAUCCGGGCACGCGUGGGGCCGGAGCUGCAGCGGCAGCAGCUGGAGGAGGAGUACCGCUGGCUGCAGAGGAGCACGGAGCCCUUCCCGCUGAGCAGUGCCGCCACCACUGCCACCGCCACCAUGGGCAUGCUGGCCCUCACAUCCUUCCUCCCCACACUGCUCAUUGGGCUGCAGGCCUGACCCUGUGCUGGCCCCACGCCAGCCCCUUCCCUGCUGUGGCUGUUUCUUCUCCCUGUCUCUCACUUCCUUUUUUUUUGUUUUCUAUUUGCUCAUUUGUGAUUAAACAUGAGCAACACCGGUGGUGCCUGCGCACGGCUGCUCCCUGCCGCGGCAGUCCUGCGUGC
Molecule: messenger RNA, 2314 nt
Organism: Columba livia (rock pigeon)
Lineage: Eukaryota; Metazoa; Chordata; Aves; Columbiformes; Columbidae
Gene: XPNPEP2
Product: X-prolyl aminopeptidase 2
Exons: 21
Coding region: 105-2150 (681 amino acids)
Molecular function (GO): metalloaminopeptidase activity
Source: RefSeq, a predicted model, not a curated record